GUUCUAUUGGAUACUGCAAGUGUCUGUAGUAAAGAAGGAAAACUCUGAAGCUCAGAUGUGCAAAUACAUCUAAAGAAGGAAUGAACUGAAGAUCCUCUUGGGAGAAAGAUCAACCAAACCCACAAAACACAAUCCAGCUGCAGGAACUCCUCUCCCACAAUGACAUCCAUCCGGCUGCUGCUGCUCUCCCUAACUCUCUCCAGUGUCUGUGUCAGUCUGGGGCAGCCCAUUCCAGAGGCAAACGAGAAUGGAGAUAGACGCCGUUUGGAUGACAUCCUGCAAAGGGCAGAAAGCAUCAUCCUUCGGUCUAUCCUCAAGAAAGCAGAAGAGGAGGAAGAGACUAAUAAAGAACCAAGCGCUCCUCAGCCAGACUGGUUUUCCAAAAGACAACACCCUGGGAAGAGAUUCCCCAGUGACCUAGAGAAGAGGCAGCACCCUGGGAAAAGGGAAGAUGAGGAAGAAGUGACUUAUGGAGAAACUCAGAAGAGACAACAUCCAGGGAAAAGAGAGGAAGACGACGACCUUGGCAGCGACAUGGAGCUGCAGAAGAGACAGCAUCCUGGAAGGAGGUCACUGUGGGACCAGUAUGUUGAUAUCCCUAGCACCCAACUGGCCUAUCUGAAUGAACUAUCCAAAAGGCAACACCCGGGCAAGAGGUCUCUGAUUUACAAGCGUCAGCAUCCUGGCAAGAGGAGCUGGGAUGACAAGCUGGAUCUGGGCGACCAAGACAUGGAGAAACGCCAGCACCCUGGAAGAAGAUACAUGGAUUCUGAAAGCCCAGAUUAUGAUGCCCCCUGUGACCUCCAGGAUUCCUUCAACUGUAGCAAAGGCAGCUUCUUGCUCGAGUUACUAGAUAAUGUCAACAACGGCAGAGUAGAAGAGAAGCGGCAGCAUCCUGGGAGGAGGUUUGCUUGGGAAGGUGAGGCAGGAGCAGAGGAGUGA
This is a messenger RNA of Mauremys mutica (yellowpond turtle), 942 nucleotides long. RefSeq names its product thyrotropin releasing hormone (gene TRH). Lineage: Eukaryota; Metazoa; Chordata; Testudines; Geoemydidae. The record is from RefSeq and is a predicted model, not a curated record. Gene Ontology annotation, cellular component: extracellular region. Gene Ontology annotation, molecular function: thyrotropin-releasing hormone activity. The coding region runs from base 160 to 942 and encodes 260 amino acids. Gene Ontology annotation, biological process: hormone-mediated signaling pathway. The transcript has 3 exons.